Triplophysa rosa is the source of this 3668-nucleotide messenger RNA. RefSeq lists its product as uncharacterized. Gene Ontology annotation, biological process: protein linear polyubiquitination; protein transport. Gene Ontology annotation, cellular component: LUBAC complex. Gene Ontology annotation, molecular function: K48-linked polyubiquitin modification-dependent protein binding; linear polyubiquitin binding; ubiquitin protein ligase activity. The coding region runs from base 1 to 3105 and encodes 1034 amino acids. The transcript has 23 exons. The record is from RefSeq and is a predicted model, not a curated record. Lineage: Eukaryota; Metazoa; Chordata; Actinopteri; Cypriniformes; Nemacheilidae.
AUGAAGAUCCGCUGGCAGGACAAAGUCACCAACCAAGAGGUCCUGGACAGAGCUGGCUCAACAAGCAAUGAAUCCAUGAUUUUGAAAAGGCAGCUCCAAUGGUCUGGCCAUGUAAUCCGAAUGGACCCACAGAGGAUGCCAAAGCAGGUUUUCUUUGGAGAGCUGGCCGCAGGGUCCAGACACCAAGGGCACCCAAAGAAAAGAUUCAAAGAUAACCUCAAGUCAUAUCUAAAAUGGGCUGACCUGAACCCAAAGGAGUUGGAGCUUGCCGCCUCUGACAAAGCCAGCUGGCGCGCCCAAAUUAAUAAAGCAGCCACCACAUUUGAAGAGGACCGUCAUUAUCAUCUUGCAGCUGCAAGGGAACGCAGACACAGAGCAACUGCUGCCCCUGCCCAAAAUACCGUAAAACACUUGUCGAGGCUGUGUCCGAAAGCUCUAGGAAGGCAUCAAGGCACGUCUGAAUCCAAUGUUUGCUUUAUCACCUGUCUCCUGAGAUACCUCCAUCAGUGUAAAUACUGUGACCCCAAUGAAGUGCUUGAUGACAUCAAAGGUGUGUCGACAGAUUACCCAGACCUGCAUCUGUAUGUGGACUAUUAUUUCUACCCCAACAAUGAUAAGAAGAAGUUGGUUUAUUUAGGCGGCACUGUUCCUGUAACAUAUGAAGGCAACAAGUACAACAUUCCCGUUUGCGUUUGGAUCCAUGAGACUCAUCCCAAAAACCCACCCAGAUGUUUCGUCUGCCCCUCACCCACUAUGGUGAUCAAUGCUAAAAGCAGCAACGUGGAUGCGUCUGGAUGUGUUCUCCUCCACUGUCUCAGCAACUGGAAAAUUGGGUGGUCAAACUUGUCAAUAGUUCUGGAGGAAAUGAUUGCUGCCUUUCAGCGCGAACCUCCCCUUUUUGCCACUUACCCAAUCACAGCCUCCUCACUACUUGAACCGGUCCACCCGAGUCCUGUAACAUCAUAUGGCAGCUGGCCGCAUGCAGGCAACACGUUUGUGCAAAAUUCAUCUGCAGCUGAACAUGGAAUGACCACCUCACCAGUGACUCAGCAUGCCAGCAACACUUUACCCAAGAGUACAAAGUUCCACAGUAGUCCGUCGCAGACCAGUGGAACUGACAUGGGUGAGGUUAGAAUAUCAUACACACAGGAGUUACUGGAUUUCGGGAUCACAUUUGGAGCACAAGCUUUAGAGACUAACCACCAAACAAAUCCAUUCAUCUCUCCUUCCUCUGCUCCAACCCAUAAUUCUUCAGAUGUAAAUGAAAUAGAUGACCUGUUCAAAAGCCUUCAGUUACAAAGAGUAGUCAACGUGUACCAACUGGACAACAGAGGCAAAGAUGUUCUUCAUGCUGGGGUACAGUGGCAAGAUUGUCUCCGUGACCCCAUGGCUCAGCAAAACUUAGUGGAUAAUCAUCACAGAUUGGUGGUGAGCAGACUUCCUGUGGGGGUCUCUCCAAGCAAGAUGAGGAACAAGCUAACCAUUUAUUUACAGAAAAAGCAGAAUGAUGGAGGAGAGGUUCUGGAUGUCAAAUAUCCUGCAGCACGGCCAGACCAGGCCUGGGUCCUCUUCAGAGACCCCAGAGAUGCGGCGCAGGUUUUGAAACAGCCUGAAAGGGUGAUUACAAUUAAUGAGCAGCGAUUUCUUAUUCAGCUGAAGAAGUUUGAAGAUAUGGAGGAUUGCACUAUAUACACAACCUACUGUCAGAUCCCAGGUGGUGUCCAAGGUGAGAAAGCGGAAAUGUUCAAGAGCAUCUUGAGUCUGGAUGGUUGCAAAUUUAGCCCUACAGAUGUACUGGAGGCUGUGCAGUCGUGCCGAGACCUCCCCUCUGCUCUGAAAUAUCUCUCCCAUGACUGCCCUAUAUGUCAGGAGCAAGUAUCCGUCAACAGGAUGAUCACCAUGACACACUGUUCCUGCACGUUCUGUGAGAGCUGCUUUAAGAAAUACUUCUCUUCUGUCAUUAAAGAAAAGAGUAUAGUGCACGCGGUCUGUCCCCUCUGUAAUCUCCCUGAUGUGCGAGGAGGCCGAAGGGAGGACACUAUGGAGUACUUCAGUCUACUCGACACACAGAUCAGGUAUUAUUUAGACCCUCAGAUCCAUGAGCUUUUCCAAAGUAAGCUCAGAGAUCAGGCUCUGCAGGAAAUGCCCAACUUCCGCUGGUGUGCACAUUGCUGCUUUGGGCUUCUUCAUGAAGCAAACAGGCUGAGGAUGGACUGCCCAAGCUGUGGGAAAAGCACAUGCUUUCAGUGCAAACGGCCUUGGGCUCCACAGCAUGAAGGAAUCCCUUGUGAGAAGUUCAAAGAGUGGGAACAACUCAACAGCCCCGAGUAUCAGAACUCGAAGCUGGAGCAGCUUCUGAACAGGAACAAAAUAGACUGUCCAAAAUGCAAAUUUCGCUUCUUCCUGGCCAGAGGAGGUUGUUUGCAUUUCAAAUGCACUCAGUGCCAGCAUGAAUUCUGCGGUGGCUGCAGUCAGCCUUUUAAACAGGGCGCUGCAUGUAAUUUUUCUGCUGAAUGUGGAGCUAAGGGCUUACAUGCUCACCACCCCAGAGACUGCCUGUAUCAUUUAAGAGAUUGGAGUGUUGUGAGACUACAGAACCUGCUGCAGCACUAUGGAGUUUCACAUCCUUUGAUGUUCAGACGCAAAGGUACAAUGGGGGGACAUUCAAAAGGUAUUUGUGGUGUGAUGGAGUUCCAAGAAACAGGAGCUGUGAAAGAAGAGCCGUGUGGACGACCAUCUUACUCUGAAUACAGUGGUUACUGCACGUUACAUUAUAAAGAGUGUCUGGUGGAGCUAAUAAACCAGAACGCACUGGACCCUUUGGUACUAUUCAAUGGCGCUGAGCUGAGGGCAGAGCUGUGCCGAUGGAAACUGCCGGUCCCAGCGCAACAGCCUUCAGAGGCAGAUCAGCGGUAUGAGGACAGGCUACGACAGAUUAUAAAAGAGAGGGUGGUUCUGAGCAGCAGUACAGCCUCUGGACUGAAGACAACAGCCCCUCCCACACCUUCCCCCACUUCUCCUCCUGCAGCUGGAGCUCCAUGGUACUCAGUCUUGAGUCGAGCAGUCCCCGAGGACUCGCAGCAUCUACUGCUGCUUACCGAUUGAAGAGCAUAUCUGUAUCCUGGACAUAUGCUGUUAUCAUUCCAUAUACUGAACUGCAUCCGGCAAUGAUGCAGAAUUUAUAUGUUUUUUUCAAUAUAAGCACUAAGGGUUCUAAGGCACUUAAAACUUCUGUAUUGUACUAAGCACUCCACUCCUGUUAAAGAAUGUGGCUUUAAAAACCACAUUUAAUUCUCAAAAUCUUGGCAAUGAGGGUCAACUCAUACUUAUAAUUGUUGUUAGGUUUUAUAUUCAUUUUAUAUUAAGUCGGCUACACAGUAUAUGCAUUUUACUGAGCACAAGUUUGCACAUGGUCGUUGUGAAUUGGGUUUUGGCAUUAUCUGUAAGGGGUGUGAAAGGUUGUGUUGCAGAUGAUUAUUUUCUUGUGUGAAUAACUGUGAAUAUAAAACAUUAUUUUCUAACAGCCUCACCUUUUUCUGUUGAAGAUAUUUUAUUUAUGAAAUAAUGUGGUUAUAUAUUCUCAGCUGCCUCUCAUGGUUUUUGCCAGAAAAUAUACUGGUGCUCUGUAUGCUUUAAGAAAAUAAAUAUUUUGAACAUACACAAGUAAA